AUGUCAGACGAUUAAGUAGCUAAUGAGUUAGAUGAUUUAGAGAAAAAUCAAGUUAAAGUGAAGUUCCCUCAAAGAUCUUGGGUUUCUAUGAUUCAAAAUAAGAUUGUAUCUGUAAAUCAAAUGAGCCAAUCGGAAUUCGAAGAUAAACACGAAACCAAUAUCGGAAUAACCCCAGGGAGAAGUGAAAGAGAGUCAUUCUGUAAAUCCAAACAUGGCUCCUCACUCUUUUUUCGGGAGGAUUUAGGAAGAUCUAGGAUGAGUGAUUUCGAUCCAACCUCAAUUAAAUAUAGGACUCAACCACACGAAGUCCACUUCAGAAUCAAAAUCUUUAUCAAGUAUCUCGCCCUUAGAAUCCUCUUCUCGAUAAUUGGUCCAUUUGUGCUGGUCUACGGACUCUGCGACAAAGAAUGGAUGAACUUUAUGCGCAAUUUCAGGAUUUACGGUUGCACUAAAGGAACAGCAUUCAACUAUUUUCGUUGGAUCACAAAUUACACUAUAGUCUUAUCCUGUGUUUACUAUGGAGGAAACGAAGGAUAGAAGAAGACGCAUUACGAAAUUGGAUUCUUUUGUAUCCUCUAUUUAACUGAGAAUGUCACUUAUGCGAUUAAGUAUGCAUUCUUCCAUCCUUCGAAGUUGAACCUCAUAGAAAGAUUUGAUAUGAGCGUUAUAGGGGAUUUAUGUGAACAGAGCAUUAACCCAUAUCAUUGGGCAUAACAAAUACCUUCAAUGAUAACCAAGGAGUUUGAAUAAUCAAUGAAGAGACAUCAGAUUGAACCAACUUCCUUUCACUUUUAUUUUAUGGUGGCACCUAAUCCAGAAAGAAAAAAAAGAAUUCAAGUUGGAUAUACUAAUAAUGGGGGGCAUAAGUUAUAUGAGGAUUUAGCAGCCCAUUGUAUUUCAAUAGCCAAAGAAAUUGUGGAGGAAUACAAUAAGAAAUGUCAUCUUAUGUUCAUAAACAAAUUCUCAAUCCUAAUUGCAUUAGGGAGAGUAAUUGCCUAUAUUUUUAUAAUGAACUUCUGCAGCGAAUCUGUUAAGGAUUACGUAAUUGUUGUGCAAAUGUGCAUUUUCUAAUUUAUGUACUUUUACCUUAUAACUGGUUUGAUGAUGAUCACAUAUAGAGAUUUAAGAAGAAAGGUAUUUGCCAUGACUCAACUAUCUCAUCUAAUUUCAGCUGAGAAAGUAGAGGUGUAUUAGGAAUCUAAAAUGUUCCCCACCCUCAAUCUAUUGUGCUGUGUAUCCUUAUACUCUUGGGUCAAUCUGAGAAAGAUGAUUCUAGAUUAUGGGUUGUAGUACACAAGGAGAUAGUCCUUCAUGCUUUCCUUUAUAAUGCUGCUCAAUGCCAUCAUGAUGGUUAUAAUGACAUUCCUCUUCUACUUGGAAUUUAUUACCAUCAACAGCAUACUCUAAUAGACUGUUGAUUUUUUGGUCAUUGCAUCGAUUUCAAUUGCCCUCGUAUUACAAGGUGCCAGAAUUAAUGCUCACUGGUGUAUUCAUAGAGGAUUAUUACGUAAAAACCUAUUCCUUAUUCAAUAAUUGUCUUAUCAAAUCUUCAAAUCUCUGGAUUAUACCUUCAAAUCUGAAGAUCCAGUUUUUAGUGCUUUCCAAAAAGUACUUGAAAAUGCUACCACUAGCAGUGUAGUUUAGGAUGACUAAUUUCUGAAUUACUCCUUGUUUUGCAUUCAUUCAAUCUAAAAUGUGUAUGAUGAUUUAGGUCACCAAGAGAAAUCUUAACCGUACACAGUAAUGGGCAUAGCUAUGACCUACGAAUUACUUUUAUAGGUUUGCAUAAGUACGUUAGGAUUGAUUGGAACUUCUGGAUUAAAUUUUAUUUUAUAAGUGUCUACUUGA
Molecule: messenger RNA, 1848 nt
Organism: Paramecium tetraurelia
Lineage: Eukaryota; Ciliophora; Oligohymenophorea; Peniculida; Parameciidae
Exons: 5
Source: RefSeq, a predicted model, not a curated record